Molecule: messenger RNA, 2167 nt
Organism: Pseudomyrmex gracilis
Lineage: Eukaryota; Metazoa; Arthropoda; Insecta; Hymenoptera; Formicidae
Gene: Rilpl
Product: RILP-like protein homolog
Exons: 6
Coding region: 580-1758 (392 amino acids)
Biological process (GO): cilium assembly
Cellular component (GO): ciliary basal body; cytoplasm
Molecular function (GO): protein dimerization activity
Source: RefSeq, a predicted model, not a curated record
UACACACACGCACAUACACACCGACGCAACACCGCGGAUAAUCUCAAUCAUCUGCUCCGCGCCGCGACUCGACUUGCACGCAAUCGUGUGUGGAAUUUAAACAUGACGUUUUGAGGAAUUGCUAUGAUAUCACCGGAGUGCGUAGCGUCUUUCGAGCGGAUAUUCGAACUGGAAGCGACAAUUGUGCCGACGAAUGCACGACGUUGAGUGUCCACCGCGGAUCAGGCUAUUGUUUCAACAAUUACCGCCACACCUCUACAAAUUGCGCAAUUUAUUUAUCAUAAAUUCCGAGCGCGCGCGUGAUUCUGAUCUGUCUCCAGCGCGUAUGAAGAUCUCGAGCGGUGAUCCUGACUGUGAUAAAUCUGAUAUUUCAUCCGCGUGUACACAUACAUUCUAUCUGGCGGUGGAAUUAUGCUGAGUUUCAGUCGCGUUUAAAUUUUUCAGAUUUGCAUAUCGCACAGAGAUAAAAGUGAAGAAUUCUCUCGUGAAAGAUCCCCUCGUGAGACUGGUUCCUUUGUACAGUGUCGACUCGCAGAGAUCCACAGAGCAGAGCUUGCUUGGAGCAAAUUUUAUAUUCUCAUGCCUUUUUGUCUGAGGAACAACACAACUACUUGCAAAAUGGAAGAAUAUUCUGCAACUGACGUGUCCGUGGUGGAUGUGUACGAUAUCGCGUCGGAAAUAGGCAAGGAAUGCGAGAAACUUAUAGACCUGUUCGGCGUGGAGUCGGUGACCAAUCUCAUGCCGAAGGUGAUAAACGCUCUGGAGUUGCUGGAGACACUUGCCACCAAGAACGAGGGUGAGAACACCAUGGUGCAGGAGUUGAGCGCCAAAAUCUCUCAGCUUGAGAGCGAUAAGAUUGGAAAGGCUGAGGAUAGACAGCGAUUUGAAAAGGAACUGGAACAAAUUGAAGAACAUUGGAAGCAAGAAUCUCGCGAAUUAGUAGCCAUGGUGACUAGAUUACAAGAGGAGAAUAGACGAUUAGCGGAGGCUCUGCAAGAAUCUCGUAGCGACAGUCAGUACAGCAGUAAACAAACAACUAUUACAGCUAGUCAGGAAGUCGAUGUGGCCGUUUUGCAGCACUUAAGAUCCAUGAUAGAUAAACAGAGGGAGCAGAUUCGUGCCAGGGACCGCGAAUUGUCCCAAAAGACUGCAGAGAUUGAAAAUUUGACCGCACAAGUGGAAAAGCUUACCGUACUUGGACGGGAGUUAAAACGUAAACAACGACAAGCGCAAAUGCAAGCUCGAGGUUUGGUAGAAGAAAGAGCUGACUUUUUGGCUCAACUGCAGGAUCAAAACCGGGAGCUUAUCAAUCUUCGGGGUCGGCUCGGCAUGGCUAAGAAAGAAAACGAGGAUCUCAGUAAAUUGCAGGGCUGUCCGGAUUUGACAAAUAAGGCCAUUUAUGACUUGGAUGAUCCUGACAGACCUAGAUUCACGAUCGCCGAACUGAAAGAAAUUUUGCACGAAAGAAACGAACUGAAAGCAAGAGUUUCCGAUCUUGAAGAUGAACUAGAGCUGUAUCGACCAAAACCUGAAACUCCGGAAGAUGACAAAGAUGCGCCUGUACAAGGACCGCUCCCUUACGAACCGGACGAUGCGCCUUGGAAAAAAUCCUCCGAGUCUGGAAUCCGUAAAUUCUUUCGAAAGAUAUUCUCCGAAUCCAGCAGCAGCUUUCUCGGCGGCAGUAGUCCCAGGCGGAGUCUUUCUAGUCUUUCGAAAAUGGCCCUAUCUAGUAGCGGUACCUGUGAUACGUCUAUAUAAUGCUAUCUGAAAAACAUGUUGGAUAAUUUUAAGUAACUUCACUCUCACAUAACUUUUUAGUUACGUGUAAUGACACUUGGAUUCCUUGGAUAUACACAUAAUUUUCCUAUAUAUCCUUGUAAGAAACAUCGUUGAUUAUUAUCCAAAUAUCUGAUUUCAUGAUAGAUGUGCAUGCAACGAGCAAACACUAAAUUUGUAUAAAUCUAUAAAAUGAGAAAAUAAGACAUGCAUGUAUAUAUACUUGUAUAGUUGUGAGAAAAGAAGAACAAUGAGUAUUUAGCUGCACGAUUUUAAUAUAUUGUGCCGUAACUUUGCUUAUUCUGUUUCCAUUUUGAAUAUUACUUUUAUCAAAAUUGACAUUCAUACAAGAUACUUGUGAUGUAUACACAUAAAAAAAAAAAAAAAAAAA